AUGAUGAUACCAAGUCAUGUACUCAAGUUCCUCAGCCAACUUCCUGUCUCUGAGAACGAGUAUUAUGGCAAUAGUGACUUGAAGGGAUCUUCCGCCGCACCAGAAACCCUUUUGCCUCAUCAAGAGUUUCGAAAGUCGUUAAAGGGCCAAGAGGCUUCUAUACCAAACUUAUACAGCUUGUUACCGGAGUGGUCGCCACGGCUCCACAAAGAAUAUGAAAGAGCUCGUGAUGAAGUGGUUAAUCCUUGGCUUCAGCGUUGGGUUGACGACCCUCGUACUUGCGUGAAAUUACAAAAAGCAAAUUUUACCGUUUUUGCAGCUAUUUACUUUAUUUGGGACGAUCCAUAUUUGAAAAAAUGCAAGGAAUAUUUCCAAUAUCACCUUUUGGAGAUUGGGGAGCACCCGGAUCUGUCAAGUUUUUCCAAAGAACAACAAAAAGCGUUGCUUUGUUGGAAUGAAGUGGGCCAACACGUCCGCGAAACAUGUAGCAAGGACUCCAUCUUCCAUGGAGAGGAGGUUCCUUCACUGGCAGAAUAUUGGCAUCGCCGAGAUCUUACAGCAGGUGUUUAUCCAGUAAUAGCUACUCUUCCAACGAAUGAUAUGCUAUCUAUGCGAAAGGAAGCAAGAGACAACCAAAUUGAGAAUCUUGUUCCAGUGCUGAUGAUGAACUACGGGAUUGAUUGCGGUGCAGCGAUGCAGACAAGCUUCCAGAUGGCAAAGGAUGAAGUCAAAGGCAUACUUGCUGUUGAGAGCUGUCUUCGAAAAAGCCUUGGAGAAAACGAUAAAUCCAAUAUAUUUUUGGAUUCUUUUAUCAAGGGCUGCAAAGACGUUGCAAUGGGGCUCGUUCACUGGAGCUACAGCGGUGAACGGUAUUUCAAAAGGCAAGAUAUCGGUGAUGACAAGACGAUAACCUUUAGCGUAUGA
This is a messenger RNA of Microsporum canis CBS 113480, 924 nucleotides long. RefSeq lists its product as hypothetical. The coding region runs from base 1 to 924 and encodes 307 amino acids. The record is from RefSeq and is a predicted model, not a curated record. The transcript has 9 exons. Lineage: Eukaryota; Fungi; Ascomycota; Eurotiomycetes; Onygenales; Arthrodermataceae.